AUGGCAUCUGGGUCAUGUCUAGGUAAAAGCUCGUGGCCAGAGCUGGCUAGGACAAAUGGGGAGGCGGCAGCAGCUACCAUUGAGAGAGAGAACAGAAAUGUUGAUGCAAUUGUCUUGCGAGAAGGAACUCCAGUGACCCAGGAUUUUAGGUGUGACAGGGUCUGGGUUUGGGUCGAUGACCGUGGGGUUGUGACUCAAGCUCCUCAGAUUGGCUAA
Molecule: messenger RNA, 216 nt
Organism: Dovyalis caffra
Lineage: Eukaryota; Viridiplantae; Streptophyta; Magnoliopsida; Malpighiales; Salicaceae
Source: the annotation of a GenBank genome assembly